AUGGAUAGAAUGGUGCCUGUCCAAGGUACACGCAAGGUUCUCCUAAUUGAGAGUAUCGAUGUGUUCAUAGAGGAUGAGUACAGCAGGCACGUCUUGUUCCUCACCAACAUAGACCAGAAGUUUGGUUACUUUGUGAGAUCUCUCUUUUUCUUCACGCCGAAUCCUGGGCUUCAAGUUUUCAAAGAGAUCUUGAGGAAAGGAUUGAGCAAGGUGUUGGCUGCCUACCCUUGUUGUGCAGGGAGGUUAAGGAUCAAUUCAAGUGAUAAGCUUGAGAUCGAUUGCAACAACCAGGGUGCACGUUUGGGUGUGGGGAGCUGCAAGUUGUCCAUCUCUGAGGUGACUGCAGCAGAUUUUGAUGAGUUUUUUCUCGAGCCUUCCGACAAUAUGGAGUCGUUUGAGGACCUUCCUCUGCUGAACAUUCAGGUAAUGGGGGUGAACUCGUACUGUCUCAACGGGCACGAUGUUGACAGAGCUAAACUAUGA
Molecule: messenger RNA, 483 nt
Organism: Selaginella moellendorffii
Lineage: Eukaryota; Viridiplantae; Streptophyta; Lycopodiopsida; Selaginellales; Selaginellaceae
Product: fatty alcohol:caffeoyl-CoA acyltransferase
Exons: 1
Coding region: 1-483 (160 amino acids)
Molecular function (GO): acyltransferase activity, transferring groups other than amino-acyl groups
Source: RefSeq, a predicted model, not a curated record